AUGCCUCCCUUCGGCCACUCCGUUCGUGCACAGACGUUCUUAGGGGACGCCCAGCAAGAGAAAGUCUCGAAAAUCUACCUCGUCAAAAGGCCUCGCCCAGAAAAACGACGAUUCGAACUCUUCAUCGAUCUGCUCUGGGCAGGCAUCGUUGGCAAUAUAGCCUUCAACUUCGCCUCCGAGGCUUAUGACGAGGACUCAGAGGUCACCGUCGGCAGAGCACUCCUCAACUCCAUCGUCCUAGUCCUAAUUGCAUGGCGACUAUGGAAGUUCCUGCAAGACUUCAUGAGCAAGUAUGCCACUAACGAUCUAAUCGAGCGGGCUUUCGUCUUCUGGUACCUCAUCCUCGGCCUCUUGUUCGGCAACAACGCACCCUACCUCUUCGCCCCUCGACCAGAGCAAGACAACAUCUGCAUCGUCAUCUAUCUCAUAGCCAAAGCAUCCCUCCUUGGCUUGGAGAUAGUCUACGCCUUCUUCAUUCCCGCACUAAGAAGAAGCACCAUUAUACGCGGCGUGUUCGUCGGUCCGCUCAGCGCGCUCUGGCUUGCGGCCCUCUUCGUUUCCUACCCUGGAAAAAUAGGCCUCUGCUUUGCGGCCGUAUCAGCGGAAUUUGUCUACACCACCGUUCUCAGCACACCCUGGGGUAUUCGUUUUCUCAAAGAAGAUGACAUGGUCCCUCAUGAUCUCGAUCAUUGGGUUGAGCGAAUCAGAGACUUCUUCAUUAUCAUUCUCGGUGAGGGCGUCUUGUCCUUUGUGCGCGAGAGCCCUGCAGAGCGAGGUCUGAAUCAGAAAGCUGGCACGGCUGUCACCGCUCUCGCUAUCUACUACGCCCUAUUGAACAUCUAUUUCAACGGCGAUCAAUCACGCCACUACGUUCAUGCUGUCAAGCGCACGUGGUGGCGUAACAAUUUGUGGAGCGUCGCACACAUCAUGCUCUUCCACACAACACUCAUCCUCGGCGUCUCCUUCAUCUUCCUGAUUGAGCAUCCUGCCACCUCCGCCGUCAUUCCCCACGAAUCUUCCUCCCCCGAAAAACGCCAAGAACCCUCUACCAAAGCCCCAACAAACAGCACCGGAGAAGCACAGUUCAAUGAUGAAGGCCAAUUCGGCAUCCUUCCCCCGUCCGCCCGUGACCGCCCAAUCGAGUUGUUCGUCAACAACGCAAAAUGGGUUUCUUCAGUCGCUCUUGCCGCCACCUUUUUUGCUAUGUCUAUACUGGCGCUCCUCAGCCGUCCGCUCGAUAAGAAGGGGACGCUCAAGGUGGACAAUCGUUACCUGAGGUUGUUGCCGAGAGGGUUGUUGAUGGUAGUCGCGUGUGUGUUGCCGUUGGAUAAGACGAUGUAUGGAGGAGUGAUGUUGUCGAUUUUGUGGCCCCUUUGUUAUCUGUGCUUGUUCUGGGAAUGGUACGCUGCGUUGGAUAAAAAAGGGGGUAUGAUCGAGAGGAUGAAGUAG
Molecule: messenger RNA, 1449 nt
Organism: Bacidia gigantensis
Lineage: Eukaryota; Fungi; Ascomycota; Lecanoromycetes; Lecanorales; Ramalinaceae
Exons: 3
Coding region: 1-1449 (482 amino acids)
Source: RefSeq, a predicted model, not a curated record